AUAUUAAGACAUCUAGUACCAGGAAGCUGCCUUGGGUCCUCAUUCCUGGAUAGGGUGACUCACCCCAGUUCUCCCUCCCCAUUGCCUGGAGGGUCCAGAGCAGCCAAUCAGCAUCACCCUGGCUCCAAGUUACAAGUCUCCACUGACCCGCCAAGAUUCAAAUGCUCAGCCACCUCUGGGACACAGGUGAUGCCCCCAACUCUCCUGCUGCUGCUCUCCUGGGCUCUGGCGCUGACAGAGACCUGGGCAGGCUCCCACUCCCUGAGGUAUUUCCACACCGCGAUGUCCCGGCCCGGCCCCGGGGAGCCCCGCUUCAUCGCCGUGGGCUACGUGGACGACACGCAGUUCGGGCGGUUCGACAGCGACUCCCCCGGGGGGAGGGUGAAGCCGCGGGCGCCCUGGAUGGCGCAGGAGGGGCCGGGGUACUGGGCGCGGCAGACUAGGAAGGCGAAGGGCGCCGCACAGACGUUCCGAGCGAACCUGGGCAGCGCGCUCCGCUACUACAACCAGAGCGCGGCAGGCUCUCACACCCUCCAGGGGAUGUCUGGCUGCGACGUGGGGCCCGACGGGCGCCUCCUCCGCGGGUACAGUCAGGUCGCCUACGACGGCGCCGAUUACAUGGCCCUGAGCGGGGACCUGCGCUCCUGGACCGCGGCGGACACAGCAGCGCAGAUCACCCGGCGCAAGUGGGAGGAGGAAGGAGAGGCGGAGCGCGUCAGGCACUACCUGGAGGGCAGGUGCGUGGAGGGGCUGCGCAGAGACUUGGAGCGCGGGAAGGAGACGCUGCAGCGCUCAGAGGCCCCAAAGACACAGGUGACCCACCACCCCACCUCUGACCAUGAGGUCACCUUGAGGUGCUGGGCCCUGGGCUUCUACCCUGCGGACAUCACCCUGACCUGGCAGCGAGAUGGGGAGGACCUGACUCAGGACACGGUGCUGGUGGAGACCAGGCCUGGGGGGGACAGAAACUUCCAGAAGUGGGCGGCUGUGGUGGUGCCUUCUGGAGAGGAGCAGAGAUACACGUGCCAUGUGCAGCAUGAGGAGCUGCUGGAGACCCGAGUCCUGACUUGGGAGCCCCCUCUUCAGUCCUCCAUCCCCACUGUGGGCAUCGUUGCUGGCCUGGUUGUCCUUGGAGCUGUGCUCACUGGAGCUGCGGUGGCUGCAGCUGUGAUGUGGAGGAAGAAGCGCUCAGGUGGACAAGGAGGAAGCUACACUCAGGCUGCAGGUGGCCACAGUUCCCAGGGCUUUGAUGUGUCUCUCAUAGCUGCUAAAGUGUGAGCAGCUGCCUUGUGGGGACUGAGUGAUGCAGGAUGUCUUCUCAUCCCCACUUUGUAACUUCAAGAUAUGCCGGUUUCUUUUGCUGCAAAAGGCAUCAGAAUGUGUCUCUGUUCUUAUGAGAUAAUGUGAGGAGGUGGGGAGACUGGCCCAGCCCUGCCCACCAGACCCCUCCCCACACUGACCUGUGUCUCUCCUUGAUGAUUUUCCUGUUCCAGCAAAGGCAGCUUAGUCUGCAUCUACCCCUGUCUUUGUGUUUUCCUCAAGAACAGUAACUACUUCCUUCUGGAAAUAAUAAUUGAGUUCUGAAAUUACUUUCUGUGAACUUGUCUGAUGGGUUUGAGGGCUAAUAAAAAUGAUUCCUGAAAUUUGAGAUGAAAUAAAUGGGAACC
Messenger RNA from Talpa occidentalis (Iberian mole), 1667 nucleotides. RefSeq names its product patr class I histocompatibility antigen, B-1 alpha chain-like. NCBI's taxonomy places the organism in Eukaryota, Metazoa, Chordata, Mammalia, Eulipotyphla, Talpidae. Gene Ontology annotation, molecular function: signaling receptor binding; peptide antigen binding. The record is from RefSeq and is a predicted model, not a curated record. Gene Ontology annotation, biological process: positive regulation of T cell mediated cytotoxicity; immune response; antigen processing and presentation of endogenous peptide antigen via MHC class Ib. The coding region runs from base 190 to 1278 and encodes 362 amino acids. The transcript has 9 exons. Gene Ontology annotation, cellular component: external side of plasma membrane.